Messenger RNA from Trichoplusia ni (cabbage looper), 2471 nucleotides. It is a transcript of the gene Elp2, whose product is annotated as probable elongator complex protein 2. The transcript is spliced from 12 exons. Gene Ontology annotation, molecular function: protein binding. The record is from RefSeq and is a predicted model, not a curated record. NCBI's taxonomy places the organism in Eukaryota, Metazoa, Arthropoda, Insecta, Lepidoptera, Noctuidae. Gene Ontology annotation, biological process: tRNA wobble uridine modification. The coding region runs from base 125 to 2449 and encodes 774 amino acids. Gene Ontology annotation, cellular component: elongator holoenzyme complex.
ACGUCAAUAUUGUCAAUAAUUUUCUGUCAGUGUCAACCAUAUGUUUAUAAUAACCUCAAAAUUCGAAUGAUUCAUGUUUUGAUCUUAUUUACAUAGGAAAAUUGAUAGAAUAAAGUAAAAAAUCAUGAAGGCUAAUGUCCAGCAAAUCUACACAUCUGUCGGGUGCAAUCGCAAUCCCGAAAUUAUUGAUUGGAAUGCUGAAGGACUCAUUUGUUUUGGUGCGACUAACUCUGUUGUUAUAUAUGAUACGAAUGUUAAAGGCCGGGAUCCCUUAACAGUGCUCAGCCAUCAUAAAUCACAAGUGAACACAGUGAAAUGGCUUCGCAAAGCAGACGGCUCCUGUUCCGAACUGAUCUCAGGUUCAGCAGACAAGACCGCUGCUAUAUGGAGCAAGGUAGAUGGAGAGUGGAAAGUAACAAACAGUCUAGCAGGUCACACGGACGGUGUCACCUGCAUACAUGGAGCUUAUAAUGGAAAAGAUCUGCUAGUAUACACAGGUUCAAUCGACUCCACAGUCAGAGUCUGGGAGAGAAAAGAUGGUGUUACAACACACAAACAGACAAUCAACCUGAACUCAGGUCUGUGUCUGACCAUCCACGCACAUAUCCUCCCGACAUCAGAGAAGCCUAUAUUAUUCUGUGCGUUGGACGAUCAUAAGAUACAUGUGUUUGUGGGUGAGGAGUAUCAUAGGGUCCACAUGCUGACGGGGCAUGAAGACUGGGUGAGAGGGCUGGAUGUCCAAGAUGUUGACUCCUCGACAAUACUCCUGGCGUCGUCAUCACAAGACACUUACAUCCGUUUGUGGCGCAUUCAGAAGCACGUUGACGACCAGCCGACAACCGGCAUCAAGGUGGAACAGAAGGUGUUCCCGGCGUACGGCGAGGACUGGUCGGUGAAGCUGGAGGCGGUGCUGGCCGGCCACGAGGGGUGGGUGUACGGAGUUCAGUGGCAACCUAAACCUUGUGAAGACAAUAAAUCCAGUCAAAAACCUAUUUACCGCCUUCUAUCGUCGUCUCUGGACAAAACAUUGAUUAUCUGGGAACCUGAGGCAUCCCCGGACAAAGGGGAAGGAGAGGGCGUCUGGGUUGAGCGCGUCAGAGUGGGGGAAGUGGGCGGCAACGGACUUGGCUUCUAUGGAAGCAGGUUCGGACCCGACGGCAAAUCCUUCUUGGGGCAUGGAUAUAACGGAUCAUUCCAUAUAUGGAAUCAUUGUAAGGAGACAGGCCAAUGGCAGCCCGCAGUGGUGUGUGGAGGACACUUCAGCUCCGUAGAGGAUCUGAAGUGGGAGAAGGAUGGGAGAUAUCUCAUGAGCGUGUCAGCAGACCAGACCACACGAGUACACGCGCCUUGGAACACUGCUCAAGGUUCAGAAUGGCACGAGAUAGCUCGGCCGCAGGUCCACGGCUACGACAUGGCGUCGCUGGCGCUCAUCAGCAGCACGAGCUUCGCGUCCGCGGCCGAGGAGAAAGUCAUCCGCGUCUUCAGAGCCCCGCACAACUUCCUGCACAACUUUAAGAAUAUCGUAGGGAUUGAGCUGGAAGGAGAAACUGGAGGUCCGGAAGGCGCGUCAGUGCCUUCUCUAGGAUUAUCCAAUAAGGCCGUAUUUAUCGGUGAAGACGAACAGCAAGAUGCUGAGGACGACAACGACGGGUACUUUGUACCGGUGGAUAUGACAGAGCCGCCGACAGAAGAGACGUUGAUGCAGCACACUCUGUGGCCGGAGACCCAGAAGCUGUACGGCCACGGCUACGAGGUGUUCUCGCUGGCCGCCAGCCCCGACCAGCUGCUGCUGGCCUCCGCCUCGCAUGCCACCACUGCGCAACACGCCGCUGUGCUUAUAUGGGAAACAUCGACAUGGCAACAAACCCAGAAGCUAGUGUCCCACAAUUUGACAGUUACACAACUGGCGUUCUCGCCGGACAGUCAGCAACUGCUGUCGGUGUCUCGCGACCGAAGAUGGACCUUAUAUCAAAGGCGAAAGGAUUCAAACUUGUUUGACAUUGUCGCUGCCACAGAUAAGACAAACGGCGUUCAUUCUAGGAUUAUUUGGUGUUGUGCGUGGACGUGUGAUAGUAAAGCGUUUGCGACAGGCUCUCGAGAUGGCAAGGUUUGCGUGUGGUCCAAAAUGGGUCCAACGACCACAUCCCUGGGUGAGUACGGCCUGCUGGGCGCGCCGCUGGAGGUGCCCCACGCGUCGGUCACGGCGCUGGACUUCGCGACACACACCGACAAGCUCGUACUGGCCACAGGCUUCGAGAGCGGGGUCAUACGGCUCUAUCACUUCGGGACGGACGGCUGGACUAUGCUCAAAGAACUUUCUAAUAGUGCGGCCCACCACCUUACUGUAAAAAGGCUGACGUUCAGACCUAAGCAGGAUGAUAAGAUGGUGCUCGCAAGUUGCGGAAGUGAUCAUUUCGUAAGAAUAUACAGCAUCGAGAUAGUUUUAUAAAAGAAUAUAUAGUUUUUAAUCA